This is a messenger RNA of Halteromyces radiatus, 845 nucleotides long. RefSeq lists its product as uncharacterized. The transcript has 6 exons. Gene Ontology annotation, molecular function: oxidoreductase activity. The record is from RefSeq and is a predicted model, not a curated record. Gene Ontology annotation, cellular component: cytosol. The coding region runs from base 7 to 783 and encodes 258 amino acids. NCBI's taxonomy places the organism in Eukaryota, Fungi, Mucoromycota, Mucoromycetes, Mucorales, Cunninghamellaceae.
AUUAAUAUGGGUAGACUUCAAGGAAAAACUGUUUUUAUCACUGGAUCCUCUGCAGGUAUUGGAGAAGCUUGUGCUCGAGAAUUCGCAAAAGAAGGUUCCAAUCUUGUAUUAGCAGCACGUCGUGUUGAUCGGUUAGAAAAAUUGAAACAAGAACUUUUAGAACAACACAAAGAUAUCAAUAUUCACACAGUGGCUAUGGAUGUUCGCGACAAAAAGCAAAUUGAUGAGGCAGUCAAGAACUUACCAGAAAGUGUUCGUGAUAUUGAUGUACUUGUCAACAAUGCUGGUAUGGUACAUGGUGUGGAUCCUUUAGUAGAAGUCAAGGAAGAAGAUCUUGAUAUCAUGUUUGCCACCAAUGUCAAGGGUUUAGUAUUCCUAACUCAAGCUAUUGUGCCUCGUAUGAAAGAACGUCAAACUGGUCACGUUAUCAAUUUGGGAUCUGUUGCUGGAAAGGAAGCUUAUGCUGGUGGAAGUAUUUAUUGUGCAACUAAACAUGCGGUGGAUGCUAUUACCAAGGCUCUUAUGAUUGAAUUGGUCGAUACCCCUAUUCGUGUUAGCCAAAUCUGUCCAGGUCUUGUUAAUACAGAAUUCAGCACUGUUCGUUUCCGUGGUGAUAAGGCAAAGGCUGAUGAAGUAUACAAAGGACUUCAACCUUUAGUUGCUCAAGAUAUCGCUGAAAUUGUCGUUUUUACUGCUGGUCGUCCAUCCCACGUCAAUAUUGCUGAUUUACUUGUGUUCCCUACCUGUCAAGCGGCAUCCAAGAUUGUUAGUAGAAAUGUUUAGAUUCAGUUUGAUAUUUCUUUUAUUUAUUCAUUUAUCAAAUAAACAACAUUAUUGUACUUGUA